Vitis riparia (riverbank grape) is the source of this 960-nucleotide messenger RNA. RefSeq names its product protein OPI10 homolog. Gene Ontology annotation, biological process: protein import into nucleus. The transcript has 2 exons. Gene Ontology annotation, cellular component: cytosol; nucleus. Lineage: Eukaryota; Viridiplantae; Streptophyta; Magnoliopsida; Vitales; Vitaceae. The record is from RefSeq and is a predicted model, not a curated record. Gene Ontology annotation, molecular function: nuclear import signal receptor activity. The coding region runs from base 108 to 680 and encodes 190 amino acids.
CGGUGUUACCCUCUAUUGUUUCCCAAUACCACCCAAAUCAUGAGUCUUCUUCUUUCAUACUCAGCUUCCCAGCCUCUGCUGCAAGCAAUCUGAAAAACAAGAAAGAAAUGUUCGGAGUAGUGUUUCCCAAUAGGAGCUUCCCAAUGGAUAUCUCCACCUUCUCCCAAAUCGACACAUUCCAUUGGGUCCUCGACAUGAACACUUUCGUCGGCGAGGCCUACGACCAAGUCCGCGAGCUCUGCAUCUUCCUCCUCAACUCCUUCUCUCUCCCCGCCGAUAAAGCCCUCGCCGUCUACAUCCAGUCUCCAGGAUCGCCGUUCCUCUUCUGUGGCGCCGUCACUCUCAGCCGCCCCUCCGCCGUCCUCAGCCUCCCCUGGCCAGAGCCCGGAAGCGGCGGUGAGAUGCGCCUCACGGCCUCUGGCGACGCCCCCCUCUCCGCCAAGAUCGGCGUCUCUGUCGAGGACCUCGCCGCGCUUCCCUCGCUUGACGUCGCCGCCGAGAAGAGGAUCGAGCGGCUGGCGAUGAAGGUUGGAGAGAAUCUCUUUAACUUUAUGCAAUCGUUUUGCGGCGUCGACGGCAGUAAAUUGGUGGUGCCAAUGGAUAUUUUGGAUCGGUGGUUCAAGAAGUUUAGAGAGAGGGCGAAACGCGAUCCCGAGUACUUGAAGGGCUUCGCUUUGUGAUCUUGAGGUACUUUUGUGGUCUCUGUAUUGAAUUUAGGGUUUAGUUUUUGGAAAUCAUCUAUUUUGAAUGAAGAAAUAGAAAUGGUGUUUGAUUUAGUUGGUAAUUCACAUCUUUGCAUUUCUGAAAAUGUUUAUUUUGCUUAACGAUAAUAUGGAGGUUCAAAAAGCAUGGAGGUGGUACUGAAUUUUGACAGAUAUUACAGAUAUCAUGAUUUUAUAUGAAGAAGCAUUCCGCCUUUUGUCAUUAAUAUGUGGUUUGUUUCCAGAAAUUCUCUGGUUU